AUGGGCUCGGCGCGCUCGGCUUCGCGCAGCACCUCCAACAGGGAAGCAGCAAAACCCAAACCGACUGCGAGAGUGAAUCCUCAGAGCUCCAUCUACACUGGAGACACCGUCACUCUGACCUGUGAGCUGAAGCAGGGCACUGGAUGGGAGUUUCUCUGGUACAAAAAUAAUCAGCAGCUACAGGAUUUGAGUCCUGACCCAGUAAACACCAAAACACUCUCUGUGACAGUGAAUAAUACAGGAGACACAGUGUAUAAGUGUGUAGCAGGCAGGUAUAACACCUGGGAAGAGACACACUACUACACUGAGUACAGCGAUAAAGUCAUGAUUACUGCAAAAGCAAAACCCAAACCGACUGUGAGAGUGAAUCCUCAGAGCUCCAUCUAUACUGGAGACACCGUCACUCUGACCUGUGAGCUGCAGGAGUCCACUGGAUGGGAGUUUCUCUGGUACAAAAAUAAUCAGCUGUUACAACGUUUCAGCACUGAACCAGUAAACACCAACACACUCUCUGUGACAGUGAAUAAUACAGGAAACACAGUGUAUAAGUGCGGAGCACGCAAAGGUAAAGCCUGGACACGCACAGAGACCUACACAGUGUACAGCAAUGAAGUCAGAAUUACUGCAAGAGCAAAACCCAAACCGACUGUGAGAGUGAAUCCUCAGAGCUCCAUCUACACUGGAGACACUGUCACUCUGACCUGUGAGCUGCAGGAGUUCACUGGAUGGGAGUUUCUCUGGUACAAAUAUAAUCAGCCGUUACAACGUUUCAGCACUGAACCAGUAAACACCAACACACUCUCUGUGACAGUGAAUAAUACAGGAGACUCAGUGUAUAAGUGCAGAGCACGCAGAAAUAAAGCCUGGCCAGCGAAAGAGUCCUACACAGAGUACAGCAAUGAAGUCACCAUUACUGCAAGAGAGAGACCAGAGGCAGUACUGAGUGUAUCUCCACAGAGCUGGCUGACUGAAGGAGACUCAGUGACUCUAAACUGUGAGGUUACAGACUCCUCUACAGACUGGACAUUCAGCUGGUACAGAGAGGCUCACCACAGAGACGGCGUAAUUCAAAUACAUACUAAUCAUGACUCUAUCAUGUAUGUGGAGCUCCUCUCAGACAGCAGCAGAGGAUCUGGAGGCUCCUACACUCUCAGUCCUGCUGCUCUUAAACACACAGGAGUUUAUGUGUGUAGAGGAGAGAGAGGAGAACCAGCCUUACACACACAGUACAGCAAUCUACAGACACUAUGGAUCACUGGUGAAUCUCCUCCAGUCUCUCUGAUCAUCAAUCCCAACAGAACUCAACACUUUACUGGUGACUCUCUCUCACUGAGCUGUGAGGACCAGAGACACUCUACUGGAUGGACAAUGAGACGAUACACACACAAUGGAGGAGUGUCAGAUUGUUCACAGUGGGGAUCAGUUACAGGUUCUACAUGUGAAAUCAGCUCCCUCUCCACAUCUGACACUGGAGUUUACUGGUGUGAGUCUGAAUCUGGAGAAAACAGUAAUCCUGUCAACAUCACAGUGCAUGGUUGGGAAAGAGCUAAGGAUGGCUCAGUAGGAUUGUCUGUGGGACUGAGUUUGUUCUUUAUCCUCACUGUUUUUCUGAUCUUAAUGAUCCUCCUCUGGUACUGCAAAAUGAAGAAAGAAAAGCAGCAGAAACUCAAUCAGACAUCAGGGGAGAAUCAGAGCCGGUCAGGACCAGAAGACUCUCAGUCAGGACACACACCACUUCAGGCUGGUGAAGCUGCAGCUGAGAGCAGUGAAGCCACUUACGCACUGGUCACAAAGAAAAAGAAGAAAAACAGGAACAAUGGUGCUGAUGCUGAACAUGUUUGUGAUGUGAUGUAUGCUGAGCUUGAACUAAAUUCAUGUUUGUGAUGUGAAUGAA
Molecule: messenger RNA, 1894 nt
Organism: Clarias gariepinus (North African catfish)
Lineage: Eukaryota; Metazoa; Chordata; Actinopteri; Siluriformes; Clariidae
Product: carcinoembryonic antigen-related cell adhesion molecule 5-like
Exons: 10
Coding region: 1-1884 (627 amino acids)
Biological process (GO): cell surface receptor signaling pathway
Molecular function (GO): transmembrane signaling receptor activity
Source: RefSeq, a predicted model, not a curated record